AUGACUCAGCCAGGUGCCGAGCCUGUCGAGGAUGUCGAUGAUUACGACUAUGAAUCCCUGCCACCUAACUUCUCCCUUGUCCAGAACAUGGCGGCAGGAGCGUUUGCUGGUAUUGCCCCUCUGGAUACUGACCAGGAGCCACAGGAACACACAGUCAUGUACCCAAUUGAUGCGAUCAAGACUAAUCGUUUUGUCCCCCUUCUCCAGACACGCAUGCAGGUUAUAAGCCCCAGCGGUGGCCCCGCCUAUACCAGCCUGAUACAGAGCACUUACCGCAUGGCCGUUGGCGAAGGUAUCUCGAGCCUAUGGCGGGGCAUGUCCAGCGUAGUCGUCGGGGCCGGCCCAGCUCAUGCCGUUUACUUUGCGACGUACGAGGCUGUCAAGCAUGUCAUGGGUGGCAAUAAAGUCGGCACACACCACCCUCUAGCUGCCGCAACGAGCGGAGCGUGUGCUACUAUUGCCAGCGAUGCCCUGAUGAACCCAUUCGACGUCAUCAAACAGCGUAUGCAAAUAGAGGGGUCGGGCAAAAUGUAUCGCUCAAUGCUGGACUGUGCAAAAUACGUCUAUCGGAACGAGGGUAUUGCCGCCUUUUACGUCUCUUACCCCACAACACUCUCCAUGACCGUUCCGUUUACCGCGCUCCAAUUUCUUGCCUACGAGUCUAUCUCCACCGCUAUGAACCCUAGCAAGAAGUACGACCCUGUGACGCACUGCUUUGCAGGCGCUAUUGCCGGCGGGGUUGCAGCCGGCCUCACGACACCGAUGGACGUAAUCAAGACUAUGCUGCAGACCCGCGGUAGCGCCGGUGACCCCGAGCUACGCAGCGUAAACAGCUUUAUGGCCGGUUGCCGACUUCUCCACGCGCGGGAGGGACUCCGUGGGUUUUUUAAAGGUGUUCGACCCAGGGUUGUGACCACAAUGCCGAGCACCGCCAUCUGCUGGUCUGCGUACGAAGCUUCCAAUUCGGGGCAGUAA
Messenger RNA from Sporothrix schenckii 1099-18, 975 nucleotides. RefSeq names its product solute carrier family 25 (mitochondrial iron transporter), member 28/37. The coding region runs from base 1 to 975 and encodes 324 amino acids. The transcript has 7 exons. Gene Ontology annotation, molecular function: ferrous iron transmembrane transporter activity. Gene Ontology annotation, cellular component: mitochondrial membrane. The record is from RefSeq and is a predicted model, not a curated record. Lineage: Eukaryota; Fungi; Ascomycota; Sordariomycetes; Ophiostomatales; Ophiostomataceae. Gene Ontology annotation, biological process: iron import into the mitochondrion.